Messenger RNA from Cucurbita pepo subsp. pepo (vegetable marrow), 3370 nucleotides. The record is from RefSeq and is a predicted model, not a curated record. Lineage: Eukaryota; Viridiplantae; Streptophyta; Magnoliopsida; Cucurbitales; Cucurbitaceae.
AUGUACGGUCCCAAUGCGUAUAUUCAUUUCCUUCAUCAAUUGUUUGCCGGAAAAGCGAUUAGUGGGUAUCCCCCACCAUUAUCUUUUGAUUUUGUUAAUGAGGAAAAAGCAGAACAGCCCAAUUAUUUAACUCUUAAAGGAUUUGUUGAGUUGAAUAUGGGAAAUGAGAUGGGAAACAAUAACACAUCUGAAUUUAGAGAGGAAGAACAGGCAAGAACUGAAGGUCCAGAAAAAUCUUUACUGGAAGGUGGGGCCAACGAAGUCAAAGCGGAUGAAGUUGCAGACUUCAGCCAAAAAGAGGCUAGGCCAGGUUCUGAUGGUGCAGAUAAACUAAAUGGAAAUCACCAUGUCAUUGAGAAAGAGGAAGAAAAAAAUAAAGAAUGUAAUACGGCAGAGUUUCAUGUGGUUUCUGAAAAGCUACCAGACAGAACUAAAGAGGACAACGAAGUCCAGGCCAACUCUAAAGAGGAUAAAACAAAGGAGUUUGAUUCGGAAGAGAAUAGAUCGGAUGGAAAUGAGCAUGAGCAUGAAAAGCAGGCUUCAAAUCAGGAAGAGGAAGAAGGGGAGGGAGUUUCCAAUUUGAACACAACAAUACUAGCAUUAGAUGAGCCGAAACCUGAAAAGACUUCAGAUUUCAAAAGUACUCAGCAUGAAUUGCUCAACAUUAAAGCCGAAUCUUUCAUAGAAGAUAGCAACAAGUUUCCAGAAGAAUGCAAGGAUGCUUUGGGAUUGAGUUUGAACAACACUUACCAUUCAGCAGAAUGUGCCAUGGCAGAUUCAGAAGAAACCACCAAUAUGGAUCGAGUUCUUGGUAUUGACCGAGAUAUUGAUAAGGAAAAUGGAGUGAGGGGAAAAGGUUCAAACUUCGACAUGAUAACACAGGCAUCAGAAGAUCCAAAAUCUGAAAAGAUUUCUGAUUUUGAUGCUGAUCAAGUUAUUGAUACUGAUCGAGAUGCAGAUAAGGAAGAUGAUAGAGAGAGGGGCAAAGGUUCCAACUUAGAUCCAAAAUCUGAAAAAGCAACAGAUUUUGAUGUUGAUCAAGUUCUUGAUACUGAUCGAGAUACAGAAAAGGAAGGUGAUAUUGAGAGGGUCAAGGGUUCAAACUGCCAUACGAUGACACAAGCAUCAGAAGACCCAAAAUCUGAAAAGUUUUCAGAUUUUGUUGCUGAGCAAGUUAUUGAUAAUGAUCAAGAAAAAGGUGAUAUUGAGAGGAUCAAAGGUUCAAACUGCAAUACGAUGACACAAGCAUCAGAAGACCCAAAAUCUGAAAACGUUUCAGAUUUUGUUGCUGAUCAAGUAAUUGAUAAUGAUCAAGAAAAAGGUGAUAUUGAGAGGAUCAAAGGUUCAAACUGCAAUACGAUGACACAAGCAUCAGAAGACUCACAAUCUGAAAACUUUUCAGAUUUUGUUGCUGAUCAAGUUAUUGAUAAUGAUCAAGAAAAACACAAUGAAAAUGAUGGAGCAAGAGGAAAAGAUUCCAACUUUGACACGAUAAAACAAGCACCAGAAGAUCCAAAAUCUGAAACGACUUCAAAUUUUGAUGCUGAUCAAGUUAUUGAUACUAAUCAAGAUACUGAUAAGGAAGUUGAUGGACUGAAGGAAAAAGUUUCCAACUUCGACAUGAUAGCACAAGCAUUAGAAGAUCCAAAAUUAAGAAAGACCUCAGAUUUCGAUGCUGAUCAAGUUAUUGAUACUCAUCGAGAUACAGAUGAGGAGAAUGGUGCAGAGAGGGGAGAAGGCUACCAUGUCAAGACGUUACAUGUAUUGGACGAUCCAAAAUCUGAAAAGAAUUCAGAUCUUAAGUCUAUUCAUCAUGAAUUGCCUGAAACCAAGGCAGAAUCGUUGGCGGGAUCAAGUGCUGAUGGAUCCUCACAAGAAAUCAAGUACUGUUUCGGCUCUAGUUUGGAACAUACUGAGGAGAAUGAUCACUUCAUGUGCACAGAAAAAUUAUCUAACGUGGAUUCUUUCGGCGCAGAGGCAAAGACAGAUAUGGAGAAGAAGAACUGUGAUAUAAUAGAGCCAAGGUCAUGCCAUGAAAAUACAAUGCCAACAACUACAAUUGUCGAUACUAAAGAUGAAGAAACUGCGAUAGAUUUGAUCGGUCAUAAUACUUCAUGUUCACAACCAGAAGAGAAGAGUCUGGUGAUAGAAUUACCGAAGUCAUGCAUGCAAGUUCCCGAGGUUGAAAACAGAUGCACAGUUUUGAAAGAAGAAACCCAAUUAAGAGAAGAACAGGGAACUGAAACAAUCGUUCAAGACAAUCUUCCAACUCAAUCUAAGAUUUCAAAUGAGGUCCAAGAGGAAUUUAACACGAUUAGGUCGCACUCCGAGGAAAAUGCAGCUUCUGAAUCUGUUGUCAGAAACCAGAACGAGACUCCUGGAGAAGAUUGCGAGGAUUCAGAUGAAGAAUAUCUGGAAAUUUCUGAACAAAUUAUGGAAGUUUUAAAUUCAUCUAUUGGAGAUUACAAGCAUAAGAAUGAGGGGAUGGGAGAGACAACGGAAAUUUCAACAAACGUUGGACAUGAAGGGGAAAGACGAGAACCAGAGGAAAACUUAUUUGAACCUCUUUUAGGGCUUCAACCUCAAAGCCAUCAAAAGGAAGCUUCGAUCACAUUUCAAACUGGAGAAAGUACAGAUGAAUCAAUCUCAACACUGAGGCAAAUAACCGAAAAAACAUCUGAAAAAUCCAAGAAAAAUUCCUCAGACUCUCCACAUUAUAUACAAACAGCUUCAGCAACAUUCACAGAAACUAAACCAUCGACAAAUCCGAUCGACGAACAGAAUGUAACAACGCUUCCGCUCUCAACAUUCAGAGAGGAAAAUCAAGAAUCUCCAGGAAGAACAAGCAACGAAUCAAAUUCCGACAAUUCAGUCGCUGAUAUCGAAAUGCGUAAAUCGCCUAGCUUCAAUAUAGAUAUCCAAAGCGAAGGAAAGGCAGUAGAAACAGAGAAAAUUCCAUUGUUAUACCAGAUCAAGACAAUCGAAGACUUACAAAAUCUGCAGGAGAUUAGCUUCCCAAAUCCAACGGAGAAGCGAGUUGUAAAGUUAGGAAGAAGCGAAUCAGAGAAAUCGAGACCUUCAUUCCCAGGAUUCGCAAAAGAAAAAGAAGAAUCGGAGAUGGAAUCCACCGCAAUCAAUCAACAUAAAUUAGGCGCCACAAAAAACGCAGACAAAGACUUACCACCGCCAUCGCCGAUUCGAAAAGGGAAGCGCAGAAGCAAAUCCCUAAUCUUCGGAACCUGCAUCUGCUGUGCUACUGCAAUCAAUUGAUCGGAUUUUCUCUCGAAUUCAAAUUUCUGAGUGGUUUUCACCGGUUUUCUUCCCUUCCUGCUACGGUUCUACAAGUUUGUUCGCACCGUCCGUACACUUC